AUGCGAUUCGCCAUCCGAUAUGCGUGCUCGCUGCUCUCGUUCAUCUUUCUCGUCGUCCCCUCAAUGGCUCUGCCCAACAUUGGCGCUCUGAUGAAGCGGGGUCCCGACGGCGAGCCGUCGCACUUCGAAAGACGUCUUCUCUCGGCAGACCCCAUCUCGCUGCACACCAUGAUCACCAGUCUCCGCGACACGGUGUCCGAGCUGAACAAUCGAACUUCCGUUCCCGAAGCAGACGAUUUGAUGCGGACGCCCGUGAGGCAGGUUACAUCAGACCAGAUCUACCGCGCGUUCAACAUCCAGCCCUCGGACGCGAUGGCUGACUACUACCGGCGACGCAGCCUCAUGCCUCUAGGAGAAGACUCUUCGCAUGCGUACCAGCCUCCUGCGCAGGGGGCACGACGUGGGCCGUGUCCAGGAUUAAACACGAUUGCUAACCACGGCUAUUUACCCCGAAACGGCAUCGUCAACCCGAUCCAGCUCGUCGUUGGCACAUUCGAAGGCCUGAACCUCAGUCCGGACCUAGCCGGCAUCCUCGCCGCAAUCUCCUUUAUCGGCAUGGGCGAUCUCCUCCAAAUGCAGCUGUCCAUCGGCGCCAAAUCCGGCCUGGGCGACGGACUCAACCACCACGGCAUCCUCGAAGGCGACGGCUCCGUCACCCGCCUCGACCACUACUUUGGCAACAGCUGGGAUGCCAACCCCGCCCUUGUGGAGAUGUUCAUCAACGAGACCAACACCUGGGGUCAUGGGGAUGUGACACCGUAUUCGCUGGCUCACUCGCGCUAUCGUGCCUGGGACUAUGGACGCAAGUCCAACCCAGUGUUCGAUUUCAACCCGUGGCGAAUGCUCGUGGCGUAUGCAGAGAGCGGAUUUGUGCACCAGCUACUGCGUGGAUCGCUGAGUCGUUUUGACGAAAUCGCCAUUCGCAGUUGGUUUGUCCAAGAACGCUUUCCGGAAGGUUGGAGCAAGCGUUUGGUGCCGUUCAGCACACCAGAGAUCCUCGCUUGGGCAGGUCUCAUUGCGGGACUCAAACCGAUCAUUCCAGGAACCGGCGAUGGUCACGGGGGGUUUGUGCCGACGCCCAACACCGAUCCUGCAUAUAGCAAGAUGGCCGGCAUGAUGGGCAACAAGUACGCAAAUACGACGGUGGGCGACCUGCUCUGCUACGCCGGGAACGAGGUGCUCGGCUUCAUCCCCUCGCAGUUGAUCAACAUCGUCGGCGCUUUGGGUCUCAAGGGGGUGAGCACCGAGAUAAAGUGCAAAUAA
This is a messenger RNA of Kalmanozyma brasiliensis GHG001, 1263 nucleotides long. RefSeq names its product Chloroperoxidase. The transcript has a single exon. Lineage: Eukaryota; Fungi; Basidiomycota; Ustilaginomycetes; Ustilaginales. The record is from RefSeq and is a predicted model, not a curated record. Gene Ontology annotation, molecular function: peroxidase activity. The coding region runs from base 1 to 1263 and encodes 420 amino acids.